AUGACCAAGAACGUCCGCGCCAGCUACAUCCUCGGCAUCACCUUCAUCGCCGCUGUCGAGAAGAAGAAAUGGGGGCACCAGAACUGUUGGGGCUACCACAUCGUCGCCCUCUCCAACGACGUCACCAUCAUCGAACGCCUAUCCAAGACGCCCACCCUAGAAGCGAUUGAUCUCGCCUCUCGCCCUACUGCCGGCGCCGGCGCUUCUUCCAACUGCCCCGGCACUAAAGAAAAACGAAAGGCUCCCUCAGGCGCGCGACGAAAGCAUGAAACCGCAAAGGAACCCGAAGAAGAAACCAACGACGAAUACCCCGACGACGAACAGGACCCCGACUUUGCCCCCGGCGACGAAGGGGACGACAACGAAGACAACGACGGCACUGACGAUGCCGACAACGACGAUGCCGACAACCGCGGCAACGGCAACGAUGAUUCCGGCUCCGACUAUGCCGACUCCGAUGACGCCGCCUCCGACGACGGCUAUGACACCGAAUGGUGUUCCCGUUUAUCUGCCUUCCUUUGUUCGUUUGUUUGCCCUGAAGUCGGCCACCUCUCUGCAUCAUAGUGUCCGCUUCGGUGUUUCCCCGCGUAUGUUUUGCGUGUUUGAUCGCUGUUGCUUUCGCGUCUCGUCGGCUGUCUUUUCUUGAGUACUUUUGAUUGUGUCCAUCUUGAGUGCUUUUCUACGAAUCUUCAUGCCAAACGAUCGUUGAGCGUACUUUGGUACCACGUACCGUUGUACCUUAACAACUGUUGGCCCAAACGAUCGAUUGAUUGUAGUUGUGCAUCGUUUCCUUUACGGACCAUUGAACUUUUUCUGCCCCCAUUUGAGUUGUCGAUCCACGCUAUCGUCGACUAUCUUUGCCGAUGAAUCUGAUUGAGCAUUGUUGCUCCGCAUCAUCGUGUUCGCUGGGAAUGUUCUUAUCUUUUCCACGUGCCGUCGCUAAACUGGUUUCCAAUUUGAUUUUCGAUCUUCACGUUUGUUGGGUAUGCGAUUUCCGCUUCAUUUUGUGAUUCCCGGUACUCGUCCAAAUUUCCUUCUAUUCUUGUGAAUUUUGUUCCACAAUUCAAU
Messenger RNA from Ectocarpus sp. CCAP 1310/34, 1068 nucleotides. NCBI's taxonomy places the organism in Eukaryota, Phaeophyceae, Ectocarpales, Ectocarpaceae. The record is from the annotation of a GenBank genome assembly.